AUGGCUACCAAUCAACCUCAGGGAGGCAAUCUGGACCGCUACGUGGUCAUCCACGUUGCGACCACCUGUGAUGAGCAUGGCGUCUAUGUAACGAAGGACUCCGCCGAGGUUAUUGAGCUUGGCUGGAUCUUGCUGGAUGCUAAAUCCUGCGAGGAGCUUCACCGGCAGAGCGUUCUCGUGAAACCGAUCAACACACCCAUCACCCCGCUCUGCACCAGCUUGACCACCUUGACCUGGGAGCACGUCCGCAACGCCGGCUCCUUCCGCGACGCUAUCAAUCUUUUCGACCAGUUUGCUCAGGAUCACCUUCUCCCAAACAACCUCGAAUUUGCGUUCGUUACACUUGACUCCUGGGACCUUCGCGUUCAGCUUCCCCGUGAAGCCAGGGACAAGGCAGUCGUUCUUCCACCGUACCUUCAACACUCGCGGACAUUCGACCUCCGAACUGAGUACCAGCGCUGGCAGGCACAUCAUCCGGAGUCGCUGCCUUUCGGCUCCAGUGCCCUGUCCAACAUCUGCGCCGCCCUUGAAGUCGAACCCGUACAGUCCUCGGCACCUAUCAAGCAUAAUCUUCCGUUCCACCUGCAAGCUCUCGCACCUGCCUCGCCGAGGCGGGCUAUGGAAGAGGCCGUCACACUUGCUCGAGUAUUACGUGGUCUCAUUCGCAAGUCUCAGCCACCGCACGAACACCCAGACGUCCUCACCCGCCCAAUGGACGCCCGCGCAGACGUCCGGGCCUUUUUGUCGGAGCGGAGCAAGGUUCUUCACAUGAGUGGUCUUCCUCAUGAUACUACGCAGUCCGAGCUGGAGAGUUGGUUCACUCAAUUCGGUGGAAGGCCCAUCGCUUUCUGGACCCUCCGCACUCCAGACCAACACAAGCCGACUGGUUCCGGCUUCGCCGUAUUCUCCUCCCAUGAAGAGGCUGCAGAAUCUCUUUGCAUGAACGGUCGCGCCCUCAACGAGAAGGCCAUUGAGGUCUCUCCAUCCUCGAGCCGCGUUCUCGACCGUGCCGCCGAGAUCCUUACGCCGUUCCCGCCAAGCAAGAACCGACCUCGGCCAGGCGACUGGACCUGCCCAUCCUGCGGCUUCUCGAACUUCCAGCGCCGCACCGCCUGUUUCCGCUGUUCGUACCCAGCAAUGGGUGGCGGGCCCGGCCCCGAGAUGGGCUACCCACCCUACGGCUACGGCCCCCCAGGAAUGAUGCCUGGCCACCACAUGGGUCAUGGCGGGCAUGGUGGCCACGGCGGCCAUGGCAUGGGCCACAUGCGCGGUGGGCACGGCAACGGCGUCGUCCCCUUCCGCGCCGGCGACUGGAAGUGCGGCGCCGACGGCUGCGGCUACCACAACUUCGCCAAGAACGUCAGCUGCCUCCGCUGUGGCGCCAGCCGUGCAGGCGCUGCCGUUGUCGCCGACUCCUUCCCGUCUCCAAUGGAUACGCCGUCCAGCUUCGGUAUGGGUCCCCCUUCGAUGGGCGGCACGCCUGGUCCGGCUCCUUUCGGUGCAGGAGGUUUCGGCUCUGGUGCCGGCUUCCCGAGCCACCAGUACGGUGGUCCGCCUGCUAGCUUCGGUAUGCCGUCCGCUCUUGGUGCGCCGAGCCCGUAUCCUCCGAUGGGUGCGCCGUAUGGCAGCAGUGGUGGUAUGCACUCCACCGGCUUCGACAGCCGUGCCGCUGAGGCUGCGUUCUCGUCUGCUGGGCAACCCCCUUCUGCCGGCGCUGGCUAUGCAAAUGGCGGCUUCUCGGAUGGUCACUCUGAUCCGUUCUCUUUCCUCUCGACCGGGCUGGGCGGCCUGUCGAUGGGAGAUGAUUCCAGGCGCAAUGUUGGGAAUUCGUCUAGCAAGUCUCCGGCUUAG
Messenger RNA from Coniosporium apollinis CBS 100218, 1851 nucleotides. RefSeq lists its product as uncharacterized. The coding region runs from base 1 to 1851 and encodes 616 amino acids. The record is from RefSeq and is a predicted model, not a curated record. The transcript has 4 exons. Gene Ontology annotation, biological process: regulation of DNA-templated transcription. Gene Ontology annotation, cellular component: nucleus. Gene Ontology annotation, molecular function: 3'-5'-RNA exonuclease activity; transcription coregulator activity; RNA binding. Lineage: Eukaryota; Fungi; Ascomycota; Dothideomycetes.